Molecule: messenger RNA, 4534 nt
Organism: Maniola jurtina (meadow brown)
Lineage: Eukaryota; Metazoa; Arthropoda; Insecta; Lepidoptera; Nymphalidae
Gene: ovo
Product: transcriptional regulator ovo-like
Exons: 4
Coding region: 233-2719 (828 amino acids)
Biological process (GO): epidermal cell differentiation; regulation of transcription by RNA polymerase II
Cellular component (GO): nucleus
Molecular function (GO): RNA polymerase II cis-regulatory region sequence-specific DNA binding; DNA-binding transcription factor activity, RNA polymerase II-specific
Source: RefSeq, a predicted model, not a curated record
CGCGGGCACCGCACACCUACGAGCUCGGAUCGCAGUCCUUUCGCAGCGGCCAACGGUACUGGAUGUGCCGCUAGCUGCUCCGCACUAAACAAACAGAGACGCGAGGAAACUCACCGUGCAGUGUUAUGAUGCAAACUUGUGUUGAUCCAAUUUGGACGGGGUGAUCUUUUAAACUGAACUUGUGAUAAGGACGAACAGAAGGAUCGAGUGCAGUGUUAAUUAACUACUAAAGAUGCCGAAGAUUUUCCUAAUAAAGAAACGGUUGCACGAGCAGCAACUCGGCUUACAGGAGGGUCAGGAGCUCCUCGGCAAGGGCGACCCGCUGUGCCCUGGCUCUCCUCUCGACGACGGGCCCAUACCGCUGCUCUCCAAGAAGGACAAAGAAUGUGGCGAUCGCGACGUAUUUGGCGAGAAUAAUGGAGCAAAAAAUACACAAGAACGACGAAAUAAGGAACCCAGACGAUUCAUAUCAUCAAUACUAGGUGGCGAAAUACCUUAUGGCAGCCACAGAGGACAUGUUCUUACACAAGCUGAAAGAAAACAGUAUUUACCCGUUGUUGCUGAAGACAAAAAGACUGAAGACAAACCGCUUAUAAAAGAAGAAAAGGAUUUAAUAGAGAACGAGCCAGUAGUCCUACCAUCCAGAAAUUCGCCAUCGCCCGAAUCCGCUCCUUCUCCAGGGAUUGAUAGCAACGUAACUUGUCAAAAAGUAUCUGUGAUACAGAGAACGCCUUCACAGUCGCAAUUUCGAGACAGUAAAAAAGAACUAUCCGAUGUAACCAUUCCAGCUACACUACCUGCUUCGGAACCUGAACAAGAUCAGCCUAUCGACUACGCUAUUGCAAAAAAGAGAGGAGAAUCUGAAGACGAGGAAACGGAAAAGAAGAUAAGAGAACAGAGGCGGACUAGUAGCUCUAAAAUUGCUAAUGGAAUUUUGGCAAGGCCUUUAUUAGUUUUAAGAAAUCGUCCUGGCAGUAAAAUUCCCGGUAUUUUAUGUGCUGCUGCCGGUCAUGGACGUUCUACUGGAGGAAAUGGUUCGAAUUGCAAUUCGCAAAGUAGUGGUGGCUCUGGAAAUUUUAGCUCUGGCGCAGGAAGUGCUGCUCCGUCAUCCGGUGGGGGUGGGGCCCUAGGAGGUGGCUCAGGUAGUGGUGGUAACGGCCGAGAUGGACGAUCGAACUAUGGACCUAACAGUCCUCCAACUGGUAGCCUUCCGCCAUUUUACGAAACCUUAGGACCAUCCACUAAAAGUGGCCAAAACACAUUCAAUGCCAAUGGUAACUUCACUAACGAAUUUAACAUUAUAAAUGGGUUCAACAUGGAUUGUGAAAACAAUGAAAAUCCAAACACCAAUUUUCCUGAACAAAGUAAGCAAUAUUCGUUAAUGCAAAAUGCACAUUAUGGUUUAGCUCUUAAAGACGAAGAAAUUGAUUAUGAAAACAAACUAGAAAAUUUAAGUGCCAUUGGGUAUGGCAGCAACUUUGAUGACUCGAUGGUUGUAGAUAUGGGAGAAGAUGUGAUAGAUAAUAACCAAUUUUAUACUACUUUAACUUUCCCACCAAAUGAAGCAAUUUUAGGAAAUCUUUCAGACUCAACAGAAGAUUUUGCAAGUUUCCUUAAUAAUCAGGUGGAAUCAAUAACCGAUUCAGAACUAAGAGAAUCUUCGUCAAUCACACCUGACUCCGUACAUAAUGCCGUUGAUAUAGAAUCUUUGGCAGAGCAAGUAAAUUUAAGCCGACAGUAUUAUGAGAAAGCUAACUACAUCGCCUUUGCUAGCCAAGAACAGGGUUCAACUUACAAUUUUGCAAAGGAACGGCCUGAUUUAUUAAUGCAGCUUAAUCCAGCGCUCCUUCAAAAUGAAGGUCAAAUGCAGCAACUACAAAUACAUGUUCAACUACAACAGAGACAGCAAAUCUUGUCACCGGGAUUUCCAUUCACUAAUCCGUCUUUGGACCUCGACUCCCCAACUGGUGUUUCAUUGCCGUCUCCGGGUGGAAACAAUUCUCUGGACAGCAGUCACAUCGAGAACUCUGCUCUCAGCCCUGCUGCCGCUGUAAGUCUCAAGAAAGGCUCUGUCGCCGAUAGCAAAAUACAAAUCUUGCAACAAAGGUUGGGCCUACCAGCAGAGCUCCCUUUAGAGUUUAUCAACGGUGGGCAUGGUGUCAAAAACCCUUUAGCUACCGAAGCAAACGCUAGACAAAGAGAAGAAGAAAAAAAUAAGCAAGUGCUAGUAAGCGAAGAUGACCCAACAAAAUUUGUAUGUAGAAUUUGUACGAAGAACUUCAGCUUACAAAGACUUUUGAAUAGACAUAUGAAAUGCCACUCUGAUGUGAAACGAUACCUUUGUACAUUCUGUGGCAAGGGUUUUAAUGACACAUUCGACCUCAAGAGACAUACUAGAACACACACCGGCGUCCGACCUUACAAGUGCAACUUGUGCGAAAAAUCAUUUACCCAAAGAUGCUCCUUAGAAUCCCACUGUUUGAAGGUUCACGGAGUCCAACACACCUACGCUUAUAAGGAAAGAAGGACUAAGAUGUACGUUUGCGAAGAAUGCGGUCACACUACAUCGGAACCUGAAGAACAUUAUAUGCAUCUCAAAAAGCAACACCCUUACUCCCCUGCGCUGUUGAAGUUCUACGAUAAGAGACAUUUUAAAUUUACGAAUGCAACUUUCGCCAAUCAGCUUCUGGGCCAGCUGCCUAUGCCAGUCCAUAAUUAAGGUUUAUGAUAUUGAAAACCAAUUUUGUACCAUUAUUGAUACGUACUUACUAAUUUAUUACCUACUACAUUUAAAGUUUUGGUACAAAAUUGGAAUAAUAUGAAAUACGAAUUUAUUCCGUCCGUUUUUAAGGAAUCGAUAUAACUUAGAAGAACUUUUAAGACCCCAGUGCAUGCACUAAUUUGUCGAGUGCAAUUACACUGAAAAAGCUCGGUUUGACACUGUCUUCCAAAAUAUGGGUAUAAUGAAUUUUGUAACUAUUUCGCUGAUUAGUUUCAAAUGAGGAACAAUAUCAACCUCUUGUUCCAUUUCAAAAUACCUUAAUUUUUUAACAGUCAGGGGAAAUCCAUUAGCCUUGGUGAAAGGCAUGACUGCAAUUAAAAAAAUCAAAGUAUCGGGUAUUAUGUGCAAUCUUUGGUGAUGGUACGGGAUUAUUAAUAAGUUUAGUUGUAGUGUAAAUUUUAACAAUUAGUUGUAAGUACAUUUCUAAUAUUAUUGAAAUUAUAUAGCAAGUUUCAUUUCAAUUCAGCGUAAAUUAGAUCGGAUGAUUAUUUCGGAUGGUGCUAAACGCAAGUACAGUACUACCACUUUCAUAUGUUACGCCGAUGUACCUGCGCAGAAACCUUAUUUUGAAAUGCGCGAAAAUAUCUCUCAGCCAAUCGUAGCGCGCGUUCAUCCACUAUUGGUUGUUGCUUAAGCGCCAUGUUUUAUACGCGCGAAUUAUGAGCGAGAUAGCACGAGUCUCUGUUGGUCUUAUGUUUAAAAUCAAGGUUUAAGCAAGCCAAGCAUUAAGGUUUCAUUGAUGCACAUUCGGUUUAAGUUGGCGUCAGGUUGCGCUUUUCUGCGCAAACGAAUUUUGCCAAUUCGACGUAUAAAAGUGGUAGUAGGUACUGUAUUACAAUUGUCGCUGACUUGAAGCGAAGCUGUUAUGAUUCGGAUGACACUCUUUGUCCAAAUCAUAAACCUGCGUCAAUGCCAAUCAGGCCUUGAUCGUAACUCCAGGAUAAGGAAUCUCUUUUCCUCGUUUAGUGAUAUUAGUUUCUAAUCGUCUCACAAAAUAUUAACACAAAAAUAAUGUCACAAGUUUUGUGUUAUGUAUGUACUUAAUGUUAUGUUUUGUUCUUUGUUGGUACUUAUUAAUGUAACAAAAUUAUAAAAAUCUUGUACGUGAGAACACACAUUAGUCUCACGAUAAGUCGUACCAAGUUUAAAUGCAUUUCUAGAUUUAUUUAUAUUAUUUAAACGAAAGGAUCGAUUCGAUACAGACCGUGCUGUGAGUGUGUAUGAGAAUUGUAUUAUCUUACUGUGUAAUUAAGUUAUUAAAUGUGUUGAUUGUUACAGCAUAAUGAAACAUCGAGAUAAAUAUUGUAAAUCAAAUGAUUGAUAGUGAAAGUUUUAUCUGACAUUAUUAUGCUCAAUUUUGGUACAUUUGCGCUUUCACAGCGAAGCUUGUGGAUAUAAAAAUUGUAAAUAUGUCUAAAUUUAGUAAGUAGUAGUAAAAAUUGAAAAUAAUUAUUUCUAAAUAUUUUAGUAAUAAAUAAUAAUUAGUGUUUAUGAGAUUUUAAAAAGAUACAAUUGUUGAAAUAUUUUGUACGAUUUGGUAAGUUUUGAUAGAUCUGAACACUAUUAAUAUAUUGGCUUAUCAUACGGUUUUGCCCCAAUAUAUUAUUGUGAUAGCGCAAUGCCUUGGUAACACCUACUUCUUUUGCAUUUAUUAGCAUUUUGAUCCCAUUGUCAAGUUGUUGUUUCAUAUUUUUUUUGGAAACACUCUUGUUAUUCUGUACUGAUAAGCAAUAUAUCAAGGUUUAAACAUUA